AUGAAUUCAGAGCCGGAUCAGCUUUCGACAGAGGCUUCAAACUACGUUCCACCGCCAGUGCCAUUGGUACCGUGCCUGGCCGUUGCCCCGCCAAUCUGGGGGUUCCAGCAAUGGCUGCAAGUGGCGCCGGGAAUGUGGUGUGGAAUGUAUGUCGAGCCUUCAGUAUGUUUUCCUGCAGGCUUCUCUUCCGUUCCUAUGUUCAGCGUGCCGAAGAUGGACUCUUUUCCGGCACCUUGCCUCAUCACGAGCGAUGAGAGUGGAAGCACGGACAUCACGGACCAGGAUGAAUUCGCGGGCUUGGAUGCAGGGACGGCAUCGAGCACCACUUGCGAGGACUGCCCGGAAGAUGAAGAGAGCGAUGCUGUUGAGCUCCGAGGGCUGCCUUUUUCGACAACCCUGGAGGAUAUUCGGGGGUUUCUCAAGGAGCAUGCUGCUCAGUUGGCAGAUGCUGGAAUUGUCCUCAGCGUCAUGAGGGAUGGGCGCCCCUCCGGCUUGGCCAACGUCCACUUUCGCACGAAGGAGGCCUCGCUUCGCGCCAUUGAUGCGCUCCACAUGCAAGAACUUGGCGGCCGGUACAUCGAGGUGGGAUUCCGGGCGGAAAGCCUGCAGGCACGAAGGCAAAAAGCUCGAGGAACAGCAGCUGAACGUGAGGAAUCGCCGGUGACGCCGCGCUGCAAAACGCCUGCCUUUAUUCUGAGGACGCCUUCGCCGCCGCGAUUCUGGAAGCAGGAGUCUAACCAAGACGCAUCCUCCUUUCUCGGAGCCAUGAAAGCGACAGGAGGAGAAUUUAUGGUGCCGGAAAUGUACGUGAAGGUGCAGCUGAAGCACUAUCACUCGUCUCCUAGCAAGACUCGGGGUCGAUGUCACUUGAGUCAGCUGCUGUCCCAGAGGAGCGAGUUGCGUCGUGACGGAGCAUUUGGCUCUGACAGGUAG
This is a messenger RNA of Symbiodinium necroappetens, 933 nucleotides long. NCBI's taxonomy places the organism in Eukaryota, Dinophyceae, Suessiales, Symbiodiniaceae. The record is from the annotation of a GenBank genome assembly.